GCGACGAACAAUUAAACAUGGCCGCUUCUGGUAGCAUGUGGCUAGGCAAUUUGGUGAAAAUGUCACGUUUUUCACAGUCUGUUGUCAGUAGAUAUGUCACCAGAUGUUACAAAGUGAGACACCUGGCGACUAUGGCUACUGAUGAGAUUCCUACUAACUCUGCUAAACAAGAGAAGGAGGUUAAUGUUGAACAGAAUAUUGGAGAAAAACAGUUGUCAGAGCAAAAGGAAAAGUUUGAGACAGAGUUAAAAGAGUUGAAGGAUAAGUACAUGCGUUCUCUUGCUGAAACGGAGAACGUCAGGACCCGAAUGAAAAAACAGAUAGAUGACGCAAAACAAUUUGGGAUUCAGAAUUUCUGCAAAGAUCUUUUAGACGUCGCUGAUGUUCUCAACCAUGCAGUAGAUAGUGUCCCGAAAGAGGAAAUAACAAAGAAAAACCCACACCUUAAGAGUCUGUUCGAGGGCUUAAUAAUGACAGAAUCACAGCUUCAAAAGACAUUUAUAAAGCAUGGACUGCAGCAGAUAAUACCGAAUAAAGGUGACAAAUUUGACCCGUAUUUUCACGAAGCCUUGUUUACCGUUCCCAGCGAAGAAAAAGACAGUGGGACUAUUGCUGUUCUGCAAAAAAUUGGCUACACACUUCAUGAUCGAACACUGCGACCAGCACUGGUUGGUGUGUUUAAAUCAUGAUGUGGAAAAAAGCUCUUCCGACAGAUUUUUAAUACAAUAUUAUGAAGAAUAACUGUUACAAAAAAAUAUCUUGUUUAUACACGACUCCAUUAAUUUGGUUUUACUGAUGUCAGUGCUGGAUAACGCAUAUGCAACCCACAAAUACUGCCACAAGCUCGCAUACAUGGAACAUUUUGUUUAGUAUCGUGUCACAAUUCGCUACGCAAGUUUCAGAGAUCCGCUACACAAAUUUAGAAAAUGAAACCUUAGUUUUAUUCUAAUCAAUUUUUAAUUGACUAGAAAUAUUGAUAAUCAAGAUUUUGAAAACAAAAUGUUUCCUGACAUAGUGACAAGAUAAUCAAAAUUUAUUUUAUGGAGAAUCGGUCACAUGUUUUAUGGUAAAAACUAACCAUGUCAACAAUACUAAUAAUUAUUAUGACAAAAAAUAAAUAAUAAUGAGUCGAUCCAUGGAGCUCACGAAAAUCUCGGGGUCCGUAAGCAUUUGCUACAUUGUUAAUCCAGCACUGGCUGAUGUUGAACAAUAGUGUGCCAAUUAAUAAAGAGCUGAUAACAUUUACGAUGGAUUCAAACAUUUCUUUCGGUUGACAUUGUUAAUCCAGUCUAUUUAAAACUACUUGUAGUGACAGCAUGUUCCACAUUGGUUUCCUCUGGGACCAAAGCGUUGUCAUUAAGGACUUUAUAAACAAGUUCAUAUAUCUGCCACCUAUAUCGGAACUAUUGAUAAGAGAAACAACUGAUUUCAUUAUGAUUUUAAAUUAUUCAUUUUUGAAGGCGGUUAUCAACAAACGGAUACAUGCAGUGUGCAAAGUCAUGUUUUUGUGCCUGUUUGUAUUAAAUAUUCAUUAGUGGUAGAAGGAAGAAUUUUGAAAGGGGAGUGUCGAAAGUAAGUGUUAAGAUAUAAGAUUAAACGAGACAUAUCAGGCAGGGCUAGCUCUGGUACUUACCAAAUUCACAAGUUGUGAAUGUCAAAAACAACUGGUGAAUUUUAUUUUAAUUUGGCGAAAUAAUUUCAUGAAUAAUUGAUAUUUUGUUACAAAAUAACUGGGUUUCUGCAGUUUUUAAAGUUUUAAUAGAUAAUUUGGCGAAAUAAUUUCAUGAAUAAUUGAUAUUUUGUUACAAAAUAACUGGGUUUCUGCAGUUUUUAAAGUUUUAAUAGAUAAUUUGGCGAAAUAAUUUCUGCUGACCCAGAGGUACGAGUGUUAUAUUUGGUUGUUUUUGCAUUUUGUUUGUAAUAAACAACUACACAUUACUCAAUCCCACAAGUAAUGUUUAUAUAAAUAAUGAAUAAACCUGUAAUGUUUUUAUCUGACGUUUAACAGUAGAUAUUUUUUUCGGAAUUUCCUGUUUUAUGAGAUGGUCAGAAAUCAUGAAAUCGGCAAAUCCACAUAGUCUGAUAAAUUCACUUGAUAAAGCCAUAACAGGCAGAUGAGUUUCAUGAAUGCUGCAAAUUUGUUGAUAACAUCUGCCAAGAAUGUUUGAAAUGUUCACCAACGGAUUGCAUCCAAUUGCGCUAUGAGAUUGCACAUUUGCAAGUGCUUUGUGAAUUAGAUCCCAGAUGUGUUUAAAUUGAUAUCCCAAAUAUGUAAUCUUUGUUUGAUACUAGAAACUGAAGUACCUUUUUUUUUUAAGGUGCUCAAAAAUUGUUAACCAGAAUAAAAGAAACUAUCUUUAAAAUUAUUUUAUUAUGAUGUCAUAACAAUGAUUCAUGUUUAAAACUCAGAAGAUCUGAAAUGAAUAAGUUAAUGUCUUCAUAUGAGUGCAAAUGUUGUACAUAAUAAAUGCCCAAAGUCAUUUGGCUUUUAUAGGAUGGACAGACACACCCAUAUAGACAGGAGUGGUGUAAAACUGUUAAGCAGUAACGUUAUUUAAAAAAAAUAAGUUGUUAUAUGAUUAUUAGUUUGUAGAUUGAAUAUAAAUAAUAUACAACUUAAUAUGUGGGUGUUCUACAUGGGCGUACGACCGGGGGGGGGGGGGCAAUUGCCCCCCCCCCCCCCCCCCAAAUUCGGGCAAAACUGGGGGGAAAAUUUCGGCCGUUUUUAUCUGGGGAAAAUUUCGGGCAAAUCAACCCCUCCAGCCCCCCUAAAUCAAAGAGUCCCCAUACGCCCAUGGUGUCCUAUCAUCUGUCCUGAUGAUUUAGAUUAUUUACACUGUGGUUAAAAAGUUUGUUUUGUUUAACAACAUCACUAGAGCACAUUGAUUAAUUAAUCAUCGCCUUUUGGAUGGAUGUCAAACAUUUGGUAAUUACGACUCGUAGUCAUCAGAGGAAACCAGCUACAUUUUUCUAUUAGCAGCAAGGGAUCUUUUAUAUGCACUUUCCCAUAGAUAGGACAGCACAUACCACAGCCUUAGACCAGUUGUGGUGCAUUGGUCAGAACGAGAAAAAAAUAUCAGUUGAAUCAAUCCACCACGGUGAUUCCAUCCAGCGACACAAGCACUACACUGUGGUUAUAAUGGUACACACACAGUUGUAAAUAAAUGGAAAUUAGAAACCACCCCACUAAAGAAAAAGGCUUGAAAUAGGAACUAAAAUGUGAACCUAGACAGCAUGGAGUGGGGGAGGAUUUGGGAACAAUUAGGACCUCUCAGAUGUAUUUUAGAGCAUUGUAAUUAAAACUGAAUAACAAAUUACAUGUAAAUAGCAGAUGAAAUGAUUGUACAUACAUCUGAAUUUGUUUUUUUAAUGACACAAUUUUCUAUUUCACUCGCUAGAUCUAAAAAUGGACUGCUUUUUGCAGGCCAUCAUUUCAAGCCCAGGAUUUGGAAUAUUUACAUUGUAGUUCACGGACCACCCCCCAAAAAGCUCAAAACAAUUGUACAUUUGCAUUCUGACAGAAUAAUUCAAUUCACAAAACAAAAUGUGUUUGCCAAAUAACUACACAGUUAACCAAUUUGCUUGUAAUAUAGUUUUAUGAUAGCAGUAAAUCAUGUCAUUAUCACCCAUAUUCCACGAAUAAGAGUCUGUUAUAGUCUGUUCGUGGUAAAAGGGAAUCGAUGAAUUGGCAAUUAACUAUGUACUGUAUAGUGUUAAAAUUCAUCUAAAAAGAUAUUAAAGUUUUAAACCCAUAUCAACUCUGGGGGGUUAUUUUGGCAAAGAAAAUGUAUGGAAAUAAAAUUAUCAUCAAAUUGUAUAGAUUAAAGCUCAUUUCUAAUACAGGGGUGAAGACAAGAUGCUGGAACCAUAAGUGUACGAGAUAGGGGCGCAAUUACACACACACACCUUAGUGCUAGAGCACAAUUUGGGCAAAAUGUGAUAACCUAAGACAUUUUUACCGUGCAUUUCCAUCAUUCUGCUCUCAAAAUUAGUUGUAAUCAAUGUAAGUAUGCGUAGUGAUUCGUUUACAACCCUAUAUAGGGUGCAUGUUAUUUGUAAAGAAUUUUUUUUUUAACACUGAUAUUUAAAAAAACAAACAUUUUAAAAGUUGAUAUGGCUUUAAAAUGUAACGUUUUUAUAUGAAUUUUAAUGUUAUUCAUUAUAAAAUUACAUGCCAAUUCACUAGUUCCUUUUUGAAGCAAAUGGACUAUUGGUGUAGGAUGUUGGUAUACGACGUACCAUUAAGAAUCUGGUUUAUCAGUGUGGAGAUGUUUCAUUUAAUGAACAAUUAAAAGUUCCAGAUGUGUGUACAUGUAAAAUUAAUAAUGGGUGUCCAAACAUGAAAUACUUUAUUGGAAUUGCAUGUCAGUUAUAUUUCUUGUGGUAUUUACGUGCAUUAUAUCAUGAUCAAAUAUUAAAAAAGUGCUGUUUGAAAUGUAUAAAAAAUGUGGUAGUGUUACAAA
Gigantopelta aegis is the source of this 4463-nucleotide messenger RNA. Its product is annotated as grpE protein homolog 1, mitochondrial-like. NCBI's taxonomy places the organism in Eukaryota, Metazoa, Mollusca, Gastropoda, Neomphalida, Peltospiridae. The record is from RefSeq and is a predicted model, not a curated record. Gene Ontology annotation, cellular component: PAM complex, Tim23 associated import motor. Gene Ontology annotation, biological process: protein folding; protein import into mitochondrial matrix. Gene Ontology annotation, molecular function: adenyl-nucleotide exchange factor activity; protein-folding chaperone binding; protein homodimerization activity. Bases 18 to 689 code for a protein of 223 amino acids. The transcript has 3 exons.